AAUGGUUAAAUAGGUAAGAGGUGAAAAAACCUUGUUAUAUUAGGAUUAAAUUUGACUGUUACAAUUUAACAGGUGGUGAAAUGAAUAUUAAGGUUGAUGUGGAUGACUUGAAACCUGAAGAACAGAAUAUGCAGACUGGCAUGUUGGCGACAGAAUCUGUCAGAUGUCAAGAGGUUCAGCAGCCUGGGGCAUCUGCUACAUCAGCUGCAUCUGGAAGUGUGUCUUAUCCACAGACAGAAGAUCUCAAGGCUCUUAAAGAGAAAACCUUUCUAUCAAUUAUUAAAGAUUCUUUCCACUCCACAAAGCCACAGUCCAUUGAAGAGUGGAAUUGGUUUAAGGAAUAUGCAAAAGAAAUGAGGGUCAUCAUUACUGGUGUCUCUGAAGGAAGUUUGGUAAUAACAGUGAAGUGUGAAUCUCUAAUGAUCUUGGAGGAGUUGUGGACAGAUUACUCAUCUGGUCAUCUUGGUGAAGUGGUUCAGAAUUGUUUUGUAACUGAAAAGAUCUUGAAGGAACUGAACCUGGCUGAGCUGAGGCUGAAGACAACAAUGGACAUAGAAGAGUACAAUGCAUGCAAAAUGUUCUUUGAGAAAGAUGCACUUAGAGGUACUUCACCCCUCAUUGUGGUACCCACCACUGGUCAUGGAAAAGAACUAGAAGAAUCUUGGGGAAGGAAAGGCAUGUUGCCUCUUCCUGGACCUUCCACCUUUGAUCCUGAUGAAGAACUAGUAGAGCCAUGUUUGAAACGUCAAAGAAUGGAAGGUACUUCACCCCUCACUGUAAUACCCACCACUGGUCAUGGAAAAGAACUUAUAGGAAAAGCACAGGGAGGGAAAGGCAUGUUGCCUCCCCUUGGAUCUUCCACCUCUGAUCCUGAAGAAGAACUAGAAGAGCUACGUAUGAAACUUCAAACUAUGAAAGGUUCUUCAUUUCCCCCUCUUCUCUCCACCACAGAUCUUGAAGAAAAGUUAGGGAGAGUAUGUGUGGACCUUGAGAUGCUAAGAACGGAAGGUAGUUUUCCUGUCCUUAAAGUUUCAAUCGUUGAUCUUGAGGAAAAACUAACUGAACUACGCUGGAAGCUUUGGAGGUCCAGAAUGGAAGGUUGUUUUCCUGUCCUUCAAUGUUCAACCGUUGAUCUUGAGAAAAAACUAGAUGAACUAUGCAUGGAGUUUCAGAGGCUCAGAAUGGAAGGUACUUUGCCUCCUCCUAAACUCUUUACUACUGAUCCUAGAGAUGACUUUGAAAGACACUUUAUAGAACUUGAUAGAGUCUCAAUGAAAGGUUCUUCAUCUCCCCCUCUUCUCUCCACCACUGAUCUUGAAGAAAAGUUAGGGAGAGUAUGUGUGGACCUUAAGAUGCUAAGAAUGGAAGGUAGUUUUCCUGUCCUUAAAUUUUCAACCAUUGAUCUUGAGGAAAAACUAACUGAACUACACAUGAAGCUUCAGAGGUCCAGAAUGGAAGGUACUUUUCUCUCCCCUGCACUCUUAACUGCUAAUCUUGAAGAAAAACUAAUAGAACUACUCACAGAACUUGAGAGACAAAGAGAUAAAGGUAGUUUACCUCCCACUUUUUCCACCAUUGAAGUAGAAGUAGACGAACUACUCAAGAAAUUUCAGAAAUGGCGGAUCGAAGCAUUGGAGAACGUCAUGUAUCCGACCAUCAGAUCAGGACUGGCGAAGUUUGAUGUCAGUUUACCCGAGGAACUCCAGAACCAUGUCAGUUACUUAUUAGAUGAGUCAGCCAAACUUCACUUACGUAAGCAAGUACUCCAACCACCUCGUGCCUUGGAGGAACUACGAGAAGCAAUGGAUAAAGACGAAUUGAAAACAUUCCUUACUAUUCACAUCAGAGAAGGUGCAUGGCAAGUGGUGCUGCUGUUUACGGAUGAGCUCCCCAAAGUUAAACUACCAUGGGAUCGGUGUGGUAAAAUUCAUAACGAGGACGAGGACGAGGACGAGGACGAGGACGAGGACGAGGAGGUGUCUAAUGAAGUGAUAUACAGUUCGAAGUCAGGCAUAUUGAAUGGGUGGCCAACACAUUACGACCCUGGUUUGGUAACACUGUGUAAAGCGAUCACCAACAAGGACUGGAAAGUAACCAGAUUAAUUCUCUCUCUGAGUCGGAUACCUGAUGAAGGUUUGAAGAACUUGAGUACAGCGCUUUCUCAGAGUGAACUUUACAGCUUGACACUGUAUGACAUUGGUUUACAAAGUCAAGGAUUAGAACACCUGUGUAACGCGCUAACCAGCGUUAACUGCAGAUUAACAAACUUAAACGUCAGGUGUAAUAAGUUGGGAGACGUAGGAAUAAUGCACUUGUGUAACGCGCUAACCAGCGUUAACUGCAGAUUAACAAACUUAAACGUCAGUUUGAAUAAGUUGGGAGACGUAGGAAUAAUGCACUUGUGUAACGCGCUGACCAGCGUUGACUGUACAUUAACCAGCUUAAACGUCAGUGACAGUGAUAACAAUCAGUUGGGAGACAACGGAUUGAAACACUUGUGUGAUGCAUUGACCAGCAGUAACUGUGCGUUAACCAAAUUAAAAGUCGGUUUUAAUAGAUUAGGAGAUGGGGGAAUGAAGGAAUUGUCUGAGGUUUUAACCAACGGAUUCUGUACAUUAACAAGUUUAGACAUACGCGGCAAUAAAUUUGGAGAUGGAGGAGUCAAGCACCUGUGUAAGGCUUUGACUGAUACCAAAUGCAAACUACGGAGCUUAAACCUCCGGGCAAAUUCGUAUGUAACAGAUGAUGGAAAAAAAUAUUUGUCUCAAAUGUUAAUUGGUACUGACUGGGAAGAUGAAGGAGCUCUACGACUUUACCGUUCGACUACAAAGUAGACCAAGGAACAAGUCAGUGACUCAGAGCCGUGACAGCAUCCUCCUGUUACGUUUCGCUUGUCAUGAAAUAAAUUACAUUUUUAUAAAUGAAAACUUAAUGAUUAUUGUUCAAGGUAAUUAAUUCGAUAACUGACCUUCUAGUCACUAUAACUUGUUGAACAGAGUAUUAAAAUUGACCAGCAGUGAGGCAGUCGAAACAUCGUGAUCAAGAAUUGAGGAAUGACUCGUUAUCAUGACACAAAUGAUUAUUAAACGUUCAUUGUUGGAUAGACGAAUUUCACUGUUUUAAAAAUUAGACUAUAAAUGCAACUGUAAUUUCGUAUAAAGGAUCUGUUGGUAAUAAUGUCAAAAAUUUUGUAAAAAAUGUUUUUAGCUACAGGGUUAUACUGGUGAUUUAGCUGUAAUAAGAUGCCAAGAAUAUUGAAUGAUAUUUUGAUAACCUAUCUAAUGAAUAUCGUUGUCUUCUAAAGGAAAACUUUGAAAAGACUACAUGAAUUAGUGACGUAUUAUUUUUAGGCUUUCAUAUUUUUUGUUAGUAGACUCCAAGAGUAUAAUGUUUAAGCUUCAUUUAAAUAUUUGGAAUGUUUUUUCCUGCCUUGUUCAUUUUCGAAGCCAAAUGUAGGCGUUGUAAAACCAAUUGUAUUCUCUUUCAAAUGAGUUUAUUUGGACUUUGCCUCGUAAUUCAUUUACGCAAAGCUUGUACUCUAACUAUUAAUUUUUUUCAUCCUAGUAGAAAAUUUUAUGAACAGCGGAGUUUUGUAAUACUCUUAAAUUACAUACGAAUGGUAGAAA
Pocillopora verrucosa is the source of this 3626-nucleotide messenger RNA. Lineage: Eukaryota; Metazoa; Cnidaria; Anthozoa; Scleractinia; Pocilloporidae. The record is from RefSeq and is a predicted model, not a curated record.